Molecule: messenger RNA, 2166 nt
Organism: Strongylocentrotus purpuratus (purple sea urchin)
Lineage: Eukaryota; Metazoa; Echinodermata; Echinoidea; Camarodonta; Strongylocentrotidae
Product: EGF-like repeat and discoidin I-like domain-containing protein 3
Exons: 12
Coding region: 236-2080 (614 amino acids)
Cellular component (GO): membrane
Source: RefSeq, a predicted model, not a curated record
UUAUGUCACGCGCGUAAUACUACUCGUAUCUUUGCAGCUCAUCAUGAAUAUUCAUGAUGCGUAUACCUCUGAACCAAUCGGGAGGCAGGAUUUUACCCUCAUAGGUAAACCUGUUUGAGAAGAAAAAAAUUCGCGACCGGGCUACUCCUUUCGUAUAAAAUACAAUUUUGUCUCACCAGCGAUUCAUUAAAGACACUGACAGGCUCGCAUCAAAAGGCCCAUAUGUCCCGUAUAUAUGGGUUUUCAGCGAUCGAAUAGCAUCAUGUCUGAUCACGGGGAACAAGGAUGGACAAGUACUAUAAAGACUCACCCUUGGACAACCAAUUUCCUCAUCGUGAAGAUGAUUGUUUUCUGCAACAGGAUCUGUGGAAUUGCCUGUGAUGGAGGAAGGACGCCCUCGAGCAUGGGGGCUAUACUAAAGCUAGUUGCAGCCAUCGCUGUGGUAGUGAUUGGUGUUCAAACAGUCAGAGUAUCAGGUGAAGUAUGUCCUCAUGUGACCAUAAUAUGUCCCUUAACCACUCUGGAGAGCGGUGAGACUGUACAGUUCAUCCCGAAACUCAUGCAACCCGGUCAAAAGUGGUUAAUAUCCGGCCUCCCAGCAAACCUCCGGAUUCCUGAUGGUGUACGGCGUUAUUAUUGCACAGAACCAGCCUGCCGCUCAAACCCUUGUUUUAAUGGAGGCAAUUGCAAGGAGACGGACGCAGGAUUUACUUGUCUCUGUUUAGGUGGCUACCGUGGUGAAAGAUGUGCAGAUAUAACCAUCUACUCGUUAAAGCUUCUUGGUGAAAAGGUAAAUGAAGGAACACUUUCUUUAGCGUCCCGCUCCAGUCCUAACACGUACGUGCUGGUACAUCAAGAUCAUUGGAACAGGAAAUUAUCCCAAUUGGCAUGUCAGUAUCUAGGGUUUGAAGGAGUAUUUGCGACGUUGAGCGGUCCGCUGUACGAGUCCUCGUCCGUCGAUGCUCAAGCUGAAGCCGAAUCGGUGAUCUGCCCUCCUAAUGCCACAAACAUCACAGACUGUUGGUACAGUGAGACUAGAGUGGGACGGAUAAACGAGAGUGAAAUUAUUUCCAUUGUGUGUUGCCCCGUGAACCAGUGUAAUAUAACUGGUCAUCCACUCGGCCUUGAAAGUGGUGCUCUUCCCGAUUCUGCAUUAUCUACAUCAUCCUGCAACUCGUCGCUCGUCUGCAGCAGUUUUGGCCGCCUGAACUCUGUGAGAGCCUGGCUCCCGGCAAUUUCCGACCAAUACAGUUGGAUACAGGUCCAUUUUGAGUCAAGUUAUAUCGUAACGGCCAUAACGACUCAGGGUUUAAAUGACGAUGAUCAAUGGGUGACGUCAUACACCUUUUCGUCUAGUUUGGACACCAUGACUUGGACUGAUUAUUUGAAUGUAUACUCUGGAUCAGUUGAGAUAUUUCCGGGAAAUUAUGACCGUGGUUAUGUGACUCACACGCUUGCUAGGCCGGUAGUUGGACGCUCUUUCCGGAUCCAUCCAAAGACCAAUUAUGAUGAUUGCGUUUCUUUGAGGAUGGAACUAUAUGGGUAUGGACCUCUAACUGAUGCCAUAGCGUCGCUGAACCUCGAUGCGGAAUUUGGUUGUAAUCCUCCUGUCCUAGGUGAGGGGCUUGGUGUGGAAGAUGGCCGUAUACCAGACUCUAAUCUGACCGCGUCAUCGUAUUUGGGUGCUAAGUUUAAAGCUUACGACGGAAGGCUGAAUGCCGUUGCCGGCCAAGGAAACUACGGUGUAUGGGCCGCCGACCAUUCAGACAACGAUAAGUGGGUUAAGGUCGAGCUCAGCGAGGAUACUUUGGUAACUGGUGUUAUCACACAGGGGCGUGACUCAAGUGACCGAUGGGUUACGUCAUUCCAAUUCUCCUACUCAAGAGACGAUAGAAAUUGGACCUUUGCUCUGGAAGAGCAUUGCGGGGUACGAAAAACUUAUGCAGGAAAUUUUGAUUCUAACACACAUGUGACCACACUGUUUCCUGAGCCAGUAACCGCACGGUACGUCAGGUUUCAUCCUAAAACAUUUCGUUUUCGGACGAGUAUGAGAUUCGAAGUACUUGGUAUCAACACUUGAAGAAUAACGAGUUAUCAUUAAAUUGAUUUAUUGUUUUAUUAAAUCUUUUUUAUUCAUUUAGCGAGUUAUCAUUAAACUGAUUUAUU